AUUGUACACAAAUUAUAGCAACACAACACCAACUCAAUAAAAUAAAACAUAUACUACAAUACUACAUAUACACAAACUUAUCGGAAAUAAAUUAUCCAACCCACUUAAUCUCCUAGAAUUCAGCCAUGUUUCUUGGGAUAGAAAAUCUCAUGAACAUGAACACUCGUUUAACUUCACUAUAUAACUUACUAUUACUUGCUCUUCAUACAUUGAUCAUUAUAUUGUGUGCUUCAGCCCAGUCUACCCUGGAGCCUAAGGCUCCAAAUAAUUCGGUCUCGGCGAUUUUCGUGUUCGGUGAUUCUACAUCCGAUCCUGGAAACAAUAACUACAUUAGGACACCAUUUAAGAGCAAUUUUGCACCAUAUGGAAAGGAUUUCCCUAACCAUGUUGCAACCGGAAGGUUUUGUAAUGGAAGGUUGGCUACUGAUUUUAUUGCAAGCUAUAUCGGAGUUAAAGAAUUUGUGCCACCAUAUCUAAACUCGUCACUUAGUACAGACGAGCUGAUGAGUGGAGUUAGUUUUGCCUCUGCUGGAUCUGGAUAUGAUCCUCUUACACCAGCAUUAAGUGGAGUAAUUCCACUCUCAAAACAACUGGACUACUUCAAGCACUAUAGAUCAAAAAUUGAGCCCAUAAUUGGCCUGAAAAAAACUACCGAGCUCAUUAGCAAAUCAAUUUUUAUCAUCAGUGCUGGAACUAAUGACUUUGUGGUCAACUAUCUCACUGUACCUUUUCGGAAGAGAAUGUAUACUAUACCCCAAUACCAGCAAUUCUUGCUGGAAAACGUUCACCAAGUCAUCAAGGGUUUGUGGGACCAAGGGGCUAGAAAAAUAGCAGUGGCUGGAGUUCCACCAAUGGGUUGCUUGCCAAUUGUAAUCACUAUGACAUCAAACAACUCCAUUUCGCAACGCGGCUGCAUUGAAUCUCUAUCGUCCAUUGCUAGAGACUAUAACAAACUUCUCCAACUUCAUCUCAAAUCUUUACAACUUACCUUACAAGAUCAGCGCACUAAAAUUGCUUACAUAGACAUAUAUUCUCCACUGGACGACAUUGUCCAUUCUUCAGGAAAUUUAAAUUACAGUUUUGAAGAGGUAAGCAGUGGGUGUUGUGGUACAGGUUACCUGGAAACAGCAUACUUGUGUAAUCCUGCAUCGUAUGUUUGUAAAGAUGCAUCCAAGUGUGUGUUUUGGGAUUCCAUCCACCCUACUGAAAUGACUUAUUACCUCGUUUUCAAGGCCCUUCGUCCAGUCAUUGACUAUAUCAUUAAAGAUUGAAAUCCUAUUAUAUAUUUCUGAAUCAUCUCUUUAUGUAUAAAAAUGCAUUCAUCAAUUGCACUAGUUUUUGUAUUUAUACAGAUCACGUGCUCAUUCAUUACAUGUUCAAGAAUUCUUCUUGUGAUGAUUUGAGAUUGAACUCAAACAACAUAAAUGAAGAACAUUACAGCUCUA
Beta vulgaris subsp. vulgaris (sugar beet) is the source of this 1445-nucleotide messenger RNA. RefSeq names its product GDSL esterase/lipase At5g45960. Gene Ontology annotation, molecular function: hydrolase activity, acting on ester bonds. The transcript has 5 exons. The coding region runs from base 126 to 1271 and encodes 381 amino acids. The record is from RefSeq and is a predicted model, not a curated record. NCBI's taxonomy places the organism in Eukaryota, Viridiplantae, Streptophyta, Magnoliopsida, Caryophyllales, Amaranthaceae.